This is a messenger RNA of Acanthochromis polyacanthus (spiny chromis), 2117 nucleotides long. Its product is annotated as cytochrome P450 2J4-like. Gene Ontology annotation, cellular component: cytoplasm; intracellular membrane-bounded organelle. The transcript has 9 exons. Gene Ontology annotation, molecular function: oxidoreductase activity, acting on paired donors, with incorporation or reduction of molecular oxygen, reduced flavin or flavoprotein as one donor, and incorporation of one atom of oxygen; heme binding; iron ion binding. The coding region runs from base 78 to 1574 and encodes 498 amino acids. NCBI's taxonomy places the organism in Eukaryota, Metazoa, Chordata, Actinopteri, Pomacentridae. The record is from RefSeq and is a predicted model, not a curated record. Gene Ontology annotation, biological process: xenobiotic metabolic process.
UGUUUGCCAGGAAGGACCUUCCUUCAUGGUGGAAGCUCAGUUUAAACUUAAAUAAGUAAUUCAGUGAAAAUAAAGAAAUGGAGACAGUAUAUGAUGUUCUCGGCUUGGACUGGCUAGACUGCAGGAGUAUGUUUAUGUUUUUCUGCGUUUUCCUGCUGUUGGCUGAUUUUUGGAAGAACAGAGUGCCGAAAAACUUCCCUCCUGGACCGUGGGCUCUGCCUUUUAUUGGUGAUCUGCUUCGCCUCCAGCCUUCAAGACUUCAUCUGCAGUUCACAGAGUUUGCAGAGAAAUAUGGAAACAUCUUCAGUCUCCGCUUCCUUGGUGGAAGGCUUGUGGUCUUAAAUGGCUACAAGCUUAUGAGAGAAGCCCUGGUCCAACGAGGAGAAGACUAUGUAGAUCGGCCCUCUGUACCGUUAUUCGAGGAAUUGACUGGGAAUAGAGGCAUUGUGCUAUCAAAUGGUUAUCUCUGGAAGCAGCAGAGGAGAUUUGCUCUUCAUACACUCAGAAACUUUGGUCUGGGCAAGAAGACUCUGGAGCUUUUCGUCCAGGAGGAGUGUCGUUAUCUCACCGAGGCUUUUGCAGCUCAGCAAGGAAAGCCUUUUAAUACACAGUCACUGAUGAACAGUGCUGUGUCCAACAUCAUCUGCUGUUUGGUGUUUGGGCAUCGAUUUGAGUACACUGAUGAGAAGCACCAAACUAUUAUUCAGACCUUCAAUAAGCUCAUAGAUUUGGAGUCAGGUGUGUGGGCACAGAUGUACAGCACGGUACCCUGGCUGAUGAAAUGGCUGCCUGGACCUCAUCGGAGGAUAUUCACUUUGCAGCAGAAGUUAAUCGACUUCAUAGAAAUGAAGAUCAAAGAACACAAAGAAACCCUCGACCCCUCAUCACCAAGAGACUACAUCGACUCCUUCCUCAGUGAAAUGGGAAAGAAUGAGGACAAAGAUGCUGGUUUUGAUAUCAAGAAUUUGUGUAUUUGCACUCUUGAUCUGUUUGGUGCUGGAACUGAAACUACUGCCACGACUUUACACUGGGGGCUGCUGUAUAUGAUCUACUACCCUGACAUACAGAAGAGAGUCCAGGCUGAGAUAGAUGCUGUGAUUGGUUCAUCCAGACAUCCCUCCAUGAGCGACAGAGAAAACAUGCCCUAUACUGAUGCAGUCAUCCAUGAAAUACAGAGAAUGGGCAACAUCGUCCCACUCAAUGUGGUUCGCAGUGCAAACAGGGACACCACACUGGAUAAGUACACAAUCCCAAAGGGCACCAUGGUAAUGGCUACACUGCACUCUGUCCUGCAUGAUGAGUCCAUAUGGGAAACUCCACAUUCCUUCAACCCUCAGCACUUUCUGGACCUGGAUGGUAAAUUUAGGAAAAGAGAGGCGUUCCUUCCAUUUUCUGCAGGUAAGCGAGUGUGUCUCGGGGAACCGCUGGCCAAGAUGGAGUUAUUCCUCUUUUUCACUUCCCUUCUUCAGAGGUUUUCUUUCUCGCCACCUGCUGGUGAGCAGCCCAGACUGGAGUUCAAGAUGCGAGGCACUCACGCUCCCAAACCUUACCGCCUCUGUGCCACACUGAGAUAAAUAACUAUCCUCAUCUGAACCAUGUCUGUUUCUCAGCACAUUGAAUCACUGUUUAAAUACAUUUAUCUUGUAAUCUUAAUAAAGUAAAUGCUUCUAAAUUGUUCUUUGUUUGUAGUGUAGGUAAAACAUCAUUUUGAAGCAUUUCUCUUCUUCUCAACCUUAUCAAUAAAAUCUUCCACAUUAUUUAGAUAAUCUACUGUGCUCAAAUAUGAAAUAAAUCCUGCAAACAUUCAUGUUUUUAACAGAAUUCACUGCUCACUACAUUACUUCAUUACUUUUCACUGCUGCAAAAACAAACUCAGUUGAAAGCUCAUACAUUAUCCAUUUUUUUUGUAUCUUACUCAGACCUAAAGACUUAAAUUUCUGAUAUGGUCAAUAAUAAUCCCAUAAGGCAAACUUGACAACCAUACAAAACAAGCCAGUGGGCAAAAAGUUUUGUGUUGACUGUUGCACCAUAAAUAAAUCUCUUGCACUCCCCUUUAGGAGAGAUUCUGGAUAAAUUUUGCUUUUCUGCAUAUUAAAAUAGAUUAAAUUACCAAGCAA